GCAAUGAAUAUGCGUGAUGUUCCAUAAUGAAUUUUUAUCAGUGUUAAAAUUUAAAACUAGAAAAUAAAUAAUAUUACCUACUUAUAAUUGUUUUAAGAAUUCUAAAAUAAAUGUGUGUCCUUAGUGUUUAUAUGUAGUUAUUGUAAACCUGUCCUUAUAAUGGGUCUCAUUACGUCUUGUUGUAAACCCUCAGCUUCAGAUGUAAUAACGCCAGAUUCUGAGACAAGACGUCGGCAGCAGGUUGAAGCUGCGGAGCGACGACGCAAGCAGGAGGCUGCUAGGGGUGUGAAAGACCCUGAAAGAGUUAAGCGCAUGCAGCAAAAGUCCCUGGAAAUAGAACAGAGGGAGAAAGAGAUGCAGCAGCAGGGAGGAGCAUCAUUGAAGUGGACGACUGAAUGAGAUGAGGUUCAGGGUGGUAGCCAGACCCCCUCAGAAAAGUAUAAAUAUAAAAACUGAUAAUUUUGUUACCUGCACUUGUGUGUAGCAUAAUUUAUUCUUCUAAUUUUCUAUUCAGAUUUUCGCCAACCUUUACUAUCUGGUCUGCAUUUUCCCGUUCAAAAUAAUUAUAUUUAUAUUGUAAUAUUUAACACGAAAAAAAUUGUUAUAUUUUUAUCAUUAAGUUUAUAUAAAAAUAUAAUUAAGCACUGAAAAGACUCUAACAUUAUGUACUAUAAGUCAUUAUUAAGUUGCCUUUUUUGUUAAAUAUAUUAUAUACAUUUAGGUUAGUAUAAAAAUUGUGCAAUAUUGUUAUAAUGUUACAGUGGACCUAAAAGAUACCCUUGGAACAUUCCCAGUUGUCUUUCAUAAUAAUGUUAUUUUUAUUGCAAUUCAAGUUUUAUUACUUAAAGUUUCUUUUGUGUUUGUGUAAGUCAGUAUACAAAUAAAAUUGUAUUUUGUACUCUCAACGAUUAUAACUUAAUUUUAUGAAAAAACCACAUAUCAAAAGCGCUUGUUUGAUCUAUUCAUAGUUAAAAUAUCGGUUUGUUGCUGCAGUCUUGUUGAUAUUUGAUUUCAUUAAUGUUUACGUUCACAAAUUAUAAUGAUCGGUUUGUUAAUUGUUUAUAAUUAGAAUAUAAGAUACGAAAUAUAAUUAUUCUUGUAUUAUCUUCUUUCCCAAGUUUGACUCGAAUUUUAAUUAAUAAAAUAGUAGUCCUAUAAUAUAAUGAACAACGCAAUGAAAUAAAACAGACCGUAUUUUUGUACAUUAUUUUUCUAAUAAAUUUCUUAAGUGCUUAACUUAAAAAUAGAUCUCUAAAUAUUAAUCGAUGUAUCCUUGUCUACGGUAGUAUUAAAUUAAUUGUAGUCUUAUAUUAAAGUCCGUUAUAUUUAAAUCUUGGAUUUUCAAAUCUUCAGGACCAAUUAAAAUGAUUGAUUGUGUAUUUAUAUUAAAAUAAACCAAAAUAUUUUUUUUCAUUUGACUACAAAAUUGUUAAAUGAUAGCAAGCAUGUUAAAAGCAAUGAAAUAAAUAAUUUGUGGAUUAGUGUACUGUGUAAUAUUGGUGGUACAGAAACUCAUCAUACGCUGCUUCAUUUCCCGCGGCCGUCGGAUGAUUCGUCUCGAUCGGCACUCGAACCUCCGCCGCGCAGCGCUCGAAAGCACACCAUGCCAUCCGGCCAUCUGACCGCAAAUCACGUUGCGUUGCCCGCGUGACAUCACACCUCUGCCGCCACACGCUAGUGUUGUUCAGUGUCGGGAUGCGCAACAUAAUUUAACACUUUGUUCGCAUACUUCGCUUACGGUAACUAACCCGGAUAGUUCAACGGUGUUAUAGGCAACCGCGCGUGUUGUUGUUAAAAACGCUCAAGGCAACGAAAUUUUGGUUCGCGCUUUGAUUGGCAAAGGGUCCAUGAAUGACUUUGUUACUUUUCAGUUGUGUAAUUGUUUGAAUAUAAAUAAUGUUGCCGAUGAUACGUUUUCCGAACCUGGAGAGGUGGAAAUGCUUAUUGGCGCGCAACUGUUUCCUCGUUUGCUUUUAAAAAGUCACAUUCAGGGUCCACCUGGUACUCCUGAUGCGAUUCAGACUAAGCUCGGAUUUAUUUUGAUGGGAUCUGCGCCCAUAUUACACGUUCCGAUUAUUUCGAACGCUCGCGAAUAUUCGCGUGUGAUGUCGCAUACUUUAUGCGCUGUUACUACUACGCAACCACUUCUCUUUUGAGAAAAUCUUGGGAGAAAGUAACCAAAGUGUGGGACCGCAAUACAGAAAUAGAUCGUAUUUUAAGAUAAAUAAUGCAAUUGGAAACUCGACACAAAAAGCAAGUAAAAAAUUCAAGAGAAUCAAAAUAAAAGUAUGUCAGUUGGCUGGAAGAGAAUGGUGCACAAUUUGAAGGUGUGGAAAUAUCAGCAUUUGAUGGAUAUGACCUAGGAAUGAAGGCACUAAAAUAUUUUCCAGAUGAAUCAUUGAUCCUUACAAUUCCUGAUAAAGUGAUGAUGACUGAACAAGAUGCGUAUAAUUCGGAACUUAGU
Molecule: messenger RNA, 2464 nt
Organism: Leptidea sinapis
Lineage: Eukaryota; Metazoa; Arthropoda; Insecta; Lepidoptera; Pieridae
Gene: Svip
Exons: 3
Coding region: 160-399 (79 amino acids)
Biological process (GO): positive regulation of autophagy; negative regulation of VCP-NPL4-UFD1 AAA ATPase complex assembly; negative regulation of retrograde protein transport, ER to cytosol
Cellular component (GO): endoplasmic reticulum membrane
Source: RefSeq, a predicted model, not a curated record